CGGAAGUGGCGAGGGCGGGGACCGGGUGAAAUCGCCGGCUAGCGAAGAUGCUGCUGGACUUGUCUGAGGAACACAGGGAGCAUCUAGCCUUCCUGCCGCAAGUGGACAGCGCAGUGGUCGCCGAGUUUGGGCGGAUUGCAGUGGAGUUCCUGAGGCGAGGUUCGAACCCCAAGAUCUACGAAGGCGCCGCCAGAAAACUAAAUGUGAGUAGUGACACUGUCCAGCAUGGUGUGGAAGGAUUAACAUAUCUCCUCACUGAGAGCUCAAAGCUCAUGAUUUCUGAACUGGAUUUCCAAGACUCUGUUUUUGUUCUGGGAUUCUCUGAAGAAUUGAACAAAUUAUUGCUUCAGCUUUAUCUGGACAAUAGAAAGGAGAUCAGAACUAUUCUAAGUGAACUGGCACCAGACCUUCCCAGUUACCACAGCCUUGAAUGGCGACUAGAUGUACAGCUUGCAAGCAGAAGUCUCCGGCAACAAAUUAAACCAGCAGUGACUAUAAAGCUACACCUUAAUCACAAUGGAGGUCUCAAUACCAGCAUUCUACAGACAGACCCAGCCACCCUGCUCCAUUUGGUUCAACAACUGGAACAAGCAUUGGAAGAGAUGAAAACAAACCACUGUAGGAGAGUUGUCCGCAACAUCAAGUAGUACCAGUUUUAAGGUUUUAAUCCCUUUCAAUCAUUUAUGAAUUGAUAUACAGCAAUAACUUUUCAAAUUAAGUUUUUAUUGAUGAUAAUAAUACAUCCAAAUUCCAUGAAAUUUCUUUUUCUGUUCCAGGAUAUUGAGGUCAUAAUCAGAAGCUAA
Messenger RNA from Propithecus coquereli (Coquerel's sifaka), 803 nucleotides. RefSeq names its product COMM domain containing 2 (gene COMMD2). Bases 48 to 647 code for a protein of 199 amino acids. Lineage: Eukaryota; Metazoa; Chordata; Mammalia; Primates; Indriidae. The transcript has 5 exons. The record is from RefSeq and is a predicted model, not a curated record.